Molecule: messenger RNA, 1607 nt
Organism: Hordeum vulgare subsp. vulgare (domesticated barley)
Lineage: Eukaryota; Viridiplantae; Streptophyta; Magnoliopsida; Poales; Poaceae
Product: dnaJ homolog subfamily B member 4-like
Exons: 3
Coding region: 242-1282 (346 amino acids)
Cellular component (GO): cytosol
Molecular function (GO): protein-folding chaperone binding
Source: RefSeq, a predicted model, not a curated record
CCGGUGCGAGCCGCCUUUCCCGUCACGAGCACGAAACGGAACCGGGCACCGAGGCCACGCACGGCUCGGCGCAGCGGUGUGCGAUAAGGGAGACCGACCGAACCUCUCCGGUGAGGGAGACGGGGACGUGAAGGCCGGCAAGAUUCGAGGGGCCGGCGGAACCAAGCGGAAGCCAGCAGAGUCGUCGUCCACGCGGGGCGGCCGCCGGCGGACGGAGCCGGCAGCUCCGGCGCCUAAGGAGAUGGGGGUCGACUACUACAAGGUCCUCGGCGUUGACCGUGGCGCCAGCGACGACGACCUCAAGAAGGCCUACCGCAAGCUCGCCAUGCGGUGGCACCCGGACAAGAACCCCACCACCAAGAAGGAGGCGGAGGCCAAGUUCAAGCAGAUCUCCGAGGCGUACGAGGUCCUUAGCGAUUCACAGAAACGCACAAUAUAUGACCAGCUAGGGGAAGAAGGGCUCAAGGGGCAGCCGCCUCCAGGGGCGGGAGGUCCCGGUGCAUCUUCCUUCUACCCUGGCGGUGGCCAGUCAACCUCAUUUCACUUCAAUCCAAGGAGUGCGGAUGAUAUAUUUGCUGAGUUCUUCGGAUUUUCUGGGCCUUUCGGCCUGGGUGGCAUGCCGGGUGGCAGCAUGAGAGGGGAACCAAGAUCUUAUGGUGGGGGCGUGUUUAGCAACGAGUAUCUCGCUUCACGAUUUGGUGCGGAGAGUUCUGCUGGCAGUAUGCCGCGUCCAUCACACAAACCGGCACCCAUUGAGAAUCGACUUCCAGUGACCCUUGCGGAUUUGUACAAGGGUGUAGCCAAAAAGAUGAAAAUCUCAAGAGAGGUCAUAGAGGCCAGUGGGAGAGUUUCCCAGGUAGAAGAAAUUCUGACAAUAGAUGUGAAGCCUGGUUGGAAGAAGGGGACAAAGAUCACCUUCCCUGAAAAGGGGAAUGAAUCUCCAAGCAUGAUAGCUGCUGAUAUUGUCUUCAUCAUUGAAGAGAAGCCCCAUGAUGUUUUCACCAGGGAAGGAAACGAUCUCGUCAUGACACAGAAGAUCUCCUUGGUGGAAGCACUGACUGGCUAUACCUUGCAUCUCACAACGCUUGACGGGCGGAGCCUGUCCAUACAAGUUAACUCGGUGAUCCACCCUAGCUAUGAAGAGGUGAUCCCUGGAGAGGGCAUGCCGAUACCCAAGGAGCCCGGUAAGAAGGGAAAUCUGCGCGUAAAGUUCAGCAUCAAGUUCCCUUCCAGGCUGACAUCUGACCAGAAAGCUGGGAUCAAAAGGCUUUUGGGUUCUUAGCCCUAUGUGUCAUUUCUAUAGGCUGAUGAAAGCGACUGUGAAUAUCUCCAGCAUGUGGCUAGAUAGAUUUCUAUCCGUCCGGAAUUGGUUAUUCCAUUACAUACCUGUAGAAAUGAUGUUGUCAUUCUAUGUGUUGUUUUCCCCCAUAACUUGGUAGAGGCUUUUUCACAUAUGUGACCAGGCUGGUUGUUGUUGAUGUCUUAAUAUGUUCUUCCUCGGGAUUGAAAGAAGGUUUGAGUCCAGAAAGGUUAUAGAGAUUUUGUACCCUGUCUUGUCGGGAUAAUUUGGUUUUGUUAUAUGCUAUUUGAACUGUGGUUUCUGUGUA